AUGCCUCUGUUCAAAGGCUCCUCCACCGCGCGGUUCGUCAAGAACGAUGCGCCCAAAUACACAAAACCGCCCGUGACCAACCCCAUGGUUACCGAAGCGGCGACGCGCCUCGACCUUGUCUCCAGGAUCGACCGUGUCGACAGCUUGAUGGGCUUUGACCGCUUCGACUCGGGGCCCGUGCGCACUGGCUGGCUCAUUAACAUGCACGCGACCACAGUACCAUCUGACAAGGUGCUUGCGGGGCUCUCAGCCGUCGACUACUACUUCCUCGACGUGGAGGGUGGCCUGUUCAAGACAACGCUCACGUACGACCCGUACUUCCUUGUGGCGUGCACACCCGGUAGCGAGGCAGACGUCGAGGAGAUGCUCAAGAAGCGGCUCGAGAGCUGCGUCAAAACCGUCGCCCGCGUUGCGAAAGAUGACUUGGCAAUGCCCAAUCACCUCAUGGGCCUCCGCUCGACGUUGCUUCAGCUCCUGUUCCACAACGUGACAGAUCUUCUCGAGGCGCGGCGACUGCUCGCGCCACUCGUGGCCGAAAACCGCGCACAGAAGGCUACUCGCGACGUGUACGCCGCCGUCAACGCAGGCUACGCGGACACACGUGAUGCGGCCGCAUGCAUCGAGGAUAUCCGCGAGUACGACGUACCGUACCACGUGCGAGUAGCGAUUGACAAGGGCAUCCGUGUGGGUAAAUGGUACGACGUACAAGCGGAACACGGUAUGGUUGCGCUUGCGGAACGCACAGACUUGAUGGCGUUCGCGGACCCGGUUGUGCUCGCGUUCGACAUUGAAACCACCAAGGCGCCGCUCAAGUUUCCAGAGGCCACCAUUGAUCAAAUAAUGAUGAUCUCGUACAUGAUAGACGGUGAGGGUUUCCUCAUCACCAACCGCGAAAUAAUUGCCGAGGACAUUGCCGAUUUUGAGUACACGCCGCGUCCCGAGUAUCCCGGGACCUUUGCGAUUUUCAACGAGGCCGACGAGAAGGCGCUCUUGGUCCGCUUUUUCGAGCACAUCCGUGAGGUGAUGCCCACGGUGAUUGCCACCUUCAACGGUGACUUCUUCGACUGGCCGUUUGUCGAGACGCGCGCGGCCAUCCACGGGCUCGACAUGUUCGAGGAGAUCGGGUUUGCUAAAGACUCCGAGAACGAGUACAAGUCGAAGUACUGCGUCCACAUGGACUGCUACCGCUGGGUGAAGCGUGAUUCGUACCUUCCACAGGGCUCCCAGGGCCUCAAGGCGGUGACGACGGCGAAGCUCGGCUACAACCCGAUCGAGCUUGAUCCCGAACUCAUGACACCGUAUGCAUAUGAAAAGCCGCAGCUUCUCUCGGAGUACUCCGUCUCUGACGCCGUUGCGACGUACUACCUCUACUACAAGUACGUCCACCCCUUCAUUUUCUCGCUCUGCACAAUCAUCCCGCUCAACCCGGAUGAGGUGUUGAGAAAAGGUACCGGUACGCUCUGCGAGAUGUUGCUCAUGGUCCAGGCGUAUGAGAAGAGCAUUCUUUUACCAAACAAGCACUCCGACCCGCUCGAGCGCUUCUACGAUGGGCAUUUGAUCGAGUCCGAGACCUACGUGGGUGGCCACGUGGAGUCGCUCGAGGCGGGGGUCUUCCGCAGUGACAUCUCUACCGACUUUAAGGUUGUGCCUGAGGCGGUUGAUGAGAUCUUGGGCGAUCUCCGCGCGGCGUUGCGAUUCUCGAUUGAGGUGGAGGAGAAGAAGAAGAUGGAGGACGUAACAAACUUCGAGGAAGUGUACGAGGAGGUUCGGGGGAAGCUCUCGGAGCUCAGGGAGAACCCCCACCGCCACGAAAACCCGUUAAUCUACCAUGUGGACGUGGCGUCGAUGUAUCCGAACAUCAUGACAACCAACCGUCUCCAGCCGGACUCCAUGAAGUUGGAGAAGGACUGUGCCGCUUGCGACUUCAACCGUCCCGGGAAGACGUGCGACCGCCGGCUUGCUUGGUCGUGGCGAGGCGAGUUCUACCCCGCGCAGCUGAAUGAGUACGGCAUGAUCAAGCGCGCGCUCCAGAACGAGACGUUUCCGGCAAAAAACGCGUGGCAGGCGCGACGGACGUUUGAGGAAUUGCCGUAUCCCGAGCAGGUGGCCCUCAUCAAACAGCGCUUGAGUGACUACUCCAGAAAGGUCUACCACCGCGUGAAGGUCACCGAAACCGUCCAGCGCGAGGCAAUCGUGUGCCAGAGGGAGAACCCGUUCUACGUCGAUACGGUGUCCGCCUUCAGAGAUCGGCGGUACGAGUUCAAGGGCCUAGCGAAGGUGUGGAAGGGCAAGGCGGCCAAGGUGGCUCGCGAUGACAAGCACGGCAAGGACGAGGCGAUGAAAAUGGUGGUGCUCUACGAUUCGCUUCAGCUUGCCCACAAGGUCAUUCUCAACUCAUUCUACGGGUACGUCAUGCGCAAGGGGUCGCGGUGGUACUCCAUGGAGAUGGCGGGGAUCACAUGCUUGACCGGAGCAACCAUCAUCCAGAUGGCGCGCCAGUUGGUUGAGCGGCUCGGGCGGCCGCUAGAGCUCGAUACGGAUGGGAUCUGGUGCAUCCUCCCAAGCUCGUUCCCCGAAAACGUCACUUUCACGUUAAAGAGCGGCAAGACGGUGGUGGUGUCGUACCCCUGCUCCAUGUUGAACUACCUUGUACACCAGAGGUUUACCAACCACCAGUACCAGGAGCUCGAGGACCCCGCCACGCGCACGUACAAGACCCACUCCGAUAACUCGAUCUUCUUCGAGGUGGAUGGGCCAUACAAGGCGAUGAUCCUCCCAACGUCCAAGGAGGAGGGUAAGGGGCUCAAGAAGCGGUACGCAGUGUUCAACGAUGACGGGUCCAUUGCUGAGCUCAAGGGGUUUGAGAUCAAGCGGAGGGGCGAACUCCAGUUGAUCAAGAACUUCCAGGGGGACAUUUUCAAGUUGUUUUUGGACGGCGACUCGCUUGAGUCGUGCUACGCGAGUGUUGCCAACGUAGCGAACCGCUGGUUGGACGUGUUAGACACCAAGGGUGCCAUGCUCGAGGACGAGGACUUGAUCGAGUUGAUUUGCGAGAACCGGUCCAUGAGUAAGACCUUGGAGGAGUACGGCACGCAGAAGUCUACCUCCAUCACCACUGCCAAGCGGUUGGGCGAGUUCUUGGGCGAGGAGAUGGUCAAGGACAAAGGCUUGGCGUGUAAGUAUAUCAUCAGCUCCCGGCCUGCGAACGCGCCGGUCACCGAGCGCGCGAUUCCGGUGGCCAUUUUCCUGUCAGAGCUCGGGAUCAAGCGCACAUACCUCCGGCGCUGGCUCAAAAACCCGGGUUUGGACGAGUUUGAUCCGCGGGGCAUCAUCGACUGGGACUACUACCGCGAGAGACUCGCGUCGGUGGUGCAGAAGAUCAUCACAAUCCCCGCAGCGCUCCAGGGCGUGACGAACCCGGUCCCGAGGGUUCCGCAUCCAGACUGGCUUCAGAGGAAGAUCAAGCGGAGCGAAGACACCAAGAAGCAGAGCAGCAUUGGGGCGUUCUUUGAGAAGACCACCCAGGCCGAGGCCGCCGCCAUCCAGGACAUUGAAGACUUUGGAAGCUCCGAUCUCCCAACACCCAGGGUUGGCCAUGUCACACGCAAGCGCAGACCCGCUGAAACCGAGCCGGAGCCCGAGCUUGUCGGCCCAUGUCCCGACAUGACCAUCGACUACCCCGGCUUCCUCCAGUUUCAGAUGCAGAAGUGGAAGAGCCAACAGGCCGCCAAGGAACGCCGACGCCGCCUAUUUGGCCAGGGCGGUGAGGCGUCGCACCGUCUGACCAUUGGGAACCUCGUUCGUCGCCAGGCUGAGAGUCUCACCGGCUCGGUCUGGCAGGUUCUCCAGUACAAACCCGACCCCGCGGUGCCUGGCGACCUCCGCGUGUUUGUGUUGAUCGACGGCAAGGUCCAGAGCUUUACGGUACACGUGCCCAAGACGGUGUACGUCAGUUUCCGCUCAGACGUGUUGCCCGACGCGGAGAUCCCGCAGUGCGAGGUGGAAAAGUCCGAGGCGCUCCUCCCCAACGGCCAUGACUCGUCCAACCUCUUCAAGCUCACCAUGGCGGAGACCACCUUCCGCGCCGAGGCACUCCGUGCAGACGGCCUUUUCCAACACGCAAGCGUGCAGGGCUUGUACGAGACGCGUGUGGAUGCGGUGGAACGCGCGAUCAUCGAGUUGGGCGCCGCGGUGGAGUUUGAUCUGUCGCGUGUCGGUGCGUUAGGCCGCGCGUUGAAGCACGGCUUCGACAUGAAGACGCUCAAAGCGGCCGAGCUGGACCGCUACCUCCGGCGCUUUGCCAUGGACACGGUGUAUCUCUUCCAUUGCGUGUCGCACGGGUACGAGGUUUUCGCAGUGUUCCGCUCGUGGGAGGCGCGCGCACACAUGUUUGCGUUGAAGCCACUGGCCGCGGCUGCGCCGUUGCCUGCGGCCACGCGCCUCUACAAGGAGGUGAUUGCCGCGAAGAAGGACAAGCUCGCGGACCUUCUCGUGUACCCUGAGAGUAUGGAGUUUGACAUGCAGUACUUUGGCGAUACGGCCAAGUUGCUCAAGAAGCUCGACGGGUACGUCGGAAAGAUCCACGAGGAACGCAGCACCACCGCACUCUUUGUGGUGCAGUCGCCAGGGCCCGCGCGCGUGGUUGCGGCGCUUGGCGCGCUUGCGGCAUUCCCGGUCGUCCAGAUGGUUUCGCGCGAUGUCGCGCUUCCCGCAGUCGGCUGGGCGCCGAUGCUCCUCACGCGCGUCGCCAGCCACUACCUCCUGCUCGGCGCGUGGCUUCGUCAUCUCCUCGCGCUCGCGCGCACCGGUAACAUCCCCAUGGGCAACCUCCCACCCGCCAACACCGGCUACGUAUUGGACAUUACGUACGCACGGCGCCUCGCGGCCGCGCACGUGGUGCUCUGGUGGUCGCCCACGCCGCUUGCAGACCACGGUGGGGUCGAGAUGGACGAAACCGCGCCGGAUCUCGACGACUUGGGCUUCCCGGGCAUCAACAACCCCGAGAUCUACGAAACGGCCUGUCUCGAAAUCAGCAUCGACAACUUGAACGUCAACGCGAUCCUCGCGUCCGCAUUGCUCAACGAGGCCGAGGGCGCAGACUUGGCGGACCAGGAGUUGGUUUUCGACGACAACCACGGCGCAUCCAGCUUUGCGGACGCGUUCUCCGGGCCCGCGUUGGCGGUGCUCCGCGUGAUGGUCAAGGGCUGGUGGGACGAUGCGGUCGCCGGUCGUGCGCACGCAGAUGCGAUGAUGCACGGCUUUGUCGCGUGGGUCCAGAGCCCAGGCUCCUUCUUGUACGCUCCUGCGUUGCACUACCACGUGCACAAUUUGGUGCGCAAGGUGCUCUUCCAGUUGUUUGCGGAGUUCCGCAAGAUGGGCGCCGCGGUGGUGUUUGCGAACCGCAACAAAAUCGUGCUCGCCACGUCCAAAGUCUCGGUCGAGAACUCGUACGCGUACGGGCAGUACAUUGUGAAAGCAGCACGGGCAAAGCCCAUGUUCAACUACUUGGACUUGGAGAUUGUGCGCUACUGGGACUUGCUCAUCUGGAUGGACGAACACAACUUUGGCGGGCGCGCGUGCGCGGAGAUCACCAGCGAUGCGGCGCAGUUGGUGCCGUACGCGCGCUGGCACAUCAAGAACUUCUUGCCAGGGGUAUUGCAGCCAGAGUUUGACGAUUGGGUGGUGAUCUUUAUGGACGCGUUGGUGCGCGCAAAGGGUGUGGGGAACCUUUCGCAGUCCCCCGCGCGCGCGACGCAGAUCACGCAGCUUAUGAAGCUCCGUCACCCGACGGAAGAAGAUGCUGACAGCGCUACCUCCGGUGUCUGCGAGAUGUUCCGCAAGCCCCUCGAGAAACGCGUGGUGCAACUCAUCCGCCGCCAGGCCGAGGCAUACCUCGACCCGACUCUCCGCGCUGAGUACGCGUUCCCGCAUCUCGCGGGCUCCACGCGUGCCAUGAAGAACCCGACGCUCGAGCUUGUCAAGUUCCUCGCGCAAGUGUUUGCCCUCUCGCAGAAGCGCAAUAUCGAGGUGCGCUUGUUGCGCCGCGACUUGCUCAAGUUGUUUGAGAUUCGCGAGUUCAGCAAGGAAGCCACGUUUGCCGACCCCAGCGCAUCCUUGGUCAUGGGCCAGGUUGUGUGUGCGCACUGCAGCCACACUCGCGAUCUUGACUUCUGCCGCGACGACGAACGCGUCCUCUGGAGCUGCGACCGCUGCGACAAGCCGUACAACCGUAUCGCCUUGGAGGAGCGCUUGGUCGCUGACUUUACCAAACUGUUGAGCUUGUACUUCGCCCAGGACCUCAAGUGUGCCAAGUGCCACGGUGUCCGCCGCCGCGAGAUCUCCGACUACUGCGAGUGCUCCGGUGCGUGGACUGAAACCAUGCCGCACGACGCACUCAUUGCGCGUGCGGAAGUCUACAAGAACGUUGCCGUCGCGUACAACUUGAAGUUGUUGCUCGGGGUGUUGGACGAGCUUUUGUAG
Molecule: messenger RNA, 6480 nt
Organism: Babjeviella inositovora NRRL Y-12698
Lineage: Eukaryota; Fungi; Ascomycota; Pichiomycetes; Serinales
Gene: POL2
Product: DNA polymerase epsilon catalytic subunit
Exons: 1
Coding region: 1-6480 (2159 amino acids)
Biological process (GO): DNA replication proofreading; leading strand elongation; base-excision repair, gap-filling
Cellular component (GO): nucleus; epsilon DNA polymerase complex
Molecular function (GO): zinc ion binding; DNA-directed DNA polymerase activity; single-stranded DNA 3'-5' DNA exonuclease activity
Source: RefSeq, a predicted model, not a curated record